Meloidogyne enterolobii is the source of this 1866-nucleotide messenger RNA. The record is from the annotation of a GenBank genome assembly. Lineage: Eukaryota; Metazoa; Nematoda; Chromadorea; Rhabditida; Meloidogynidae.
UUAGAAUUUUGGUGAGAGAUAACGUAAACUUUAAGUUAUAGAAGAAAAUGGAGAGAGAUGUAGAUUUGUUGAGAGAGACGCGACGUAAGAGAAGGAAAAUAGUAUAGAUAUUGGUGAUUGGCAGCAAGUUUCUUGUUUUUCCGUAUCUUCAUAUUUUGCCAAUACCAUAUUUCGCCAAUAAGGGUAUAUUCCCACACUUUGCCAAUAAGCUUAUUGACGAAACGUGAAUUUCUAGCCUUAUUGGCAAAAUAUGGAAUUGGCAAAAUGUGUUCAUAUGCAGUUUAGAUGACUGAAGAACAAUUAUUUGAUGCUUUAAAAAAUAUCUGGACAAUACUUUGGAUUUGGUUUUUAAUGCCCAGUGGAAUUUUUGCAGCAAUUAGUGGAGGAGGAACUUCUACAAAUUUUGGAAAUAAUAAAAUGGAUAUUGAAAUACGUGCUUAUCGUUUACAACAAUAUGAAAUUACUGCAAAAGUUUUUGGAAGUAAAUCGUGGAAGGUUAUGUACCAAGCUGUUGAUAUAAACGAAUCUGCACUUCGCAAAUGUGUUGUAAUUAAAUGGUGGGAUUUAAUUGGUGUUGAUUUUGAAGACAAAUUUUCGGCGGUCCUUGGUGCUGUUUUAAUUAUACUUCCAAAAGAUGUUAAUGAAUUGACUAAACAGGAGUAUCAGGCUUUUCUUUCAAUUGAACAAAAAUUUGCUUCAUUAAAAACAGAAUUGGCUGUAUACUUCGCUCCAGACUCUUCAGACCUUCAAUCUUUAUUGACAAGUAUUUCAACAAAUUCGGGCCGUUCACCAACAGCAUUUCAACAAUUAAUAAAUUCUGUGGUGGCGGAUAAUUACCAAAUAAGUUCAACUAAUCCAGCAGUUGGAAAUUUGGCUAAUUCUAAAGUCUACAACGUUAUUGCCCAAUUAAAUGCUCAAGAAAGAGGACUUCCUUAUUUAUUUAUUGUGGCAUAUUAUGAUAAUUAUGGAGUUGUUCCGGGUUUAACAACAGGCUCAGAUUCUAAUGGAAGUGGAGUAGCUAUACUUUUGGAAUUACUUGCUAUAUUUUACCAAUUAUAUUCUUUGCCGUCACAUGGCGCUCGUUAUAAUUUGGUAUUUGUAUUGUCUGCAGCAGGAAAAUUUAGUUUUCAAGGAAGUCGAAAUUUUAUUGAUGAUUUUAAUGAAAAACAUUCUGAUGAAAAAAUAGCUUUAGCAAUAUGUUUGGAUGGUUUAGGAAGAAAAUUGUCAACAACUUUAAAAGAAAAUAGUCAACAACCAUUAUUUAUUCAUUUAUCAAAAACACCCUCAACAACCUCUACAACUUCAAAAUUUAUUUCAACAUUACAAAAUUUUGGAAUUAAUAAAAAGAAAAUAAAUUUAGUUACUAAAAAAAUUAAUUUGGGAGCGGAUAAAUUGGUUUGGGAACAUGAAAUUUAUAAUAUUAGAAGAAUACAUUCGUUGACUUUAUCCAAUUUUGAAAAAUUUGAUGAUGGGGAAAGAAAUUCAAUGUUGGAUACCCCCAAACAAUUAGAUUAUUCAAUAUUAGAAUCAAAUGCCCGUUUAAUUUCAAGUUCAUUAAUUUCAUUUGUGUUCAAUUUGGAUUCAAAUUUAUGUACAAAUUUAAAAGAAACAAAAGAAGAAUGUUCUCUUUUAUUAAAUGAAUCAAUUAAUGUUGACAGGAAAAGAUUGGCAGUUUGGAUUAAAUUAUUUGGAAGUAAACCUAGACCUACAAAUACAUUACAAUUACAAUUAAUUGCAAAUUUACAACAAGUUGUAAAAAAGUUUUCGCAUACUUCGUUAGUGUCUGAAGUUGUAAUUAAUGAUUUUGUUUUGUAUGAAAUUGUUGGUAAGUUUGUUUAUUUUAGAAUUGUAGAAAAACAAGGAUAA